Molecule: messenger RNA, 1713 nt
Organism: Penicillium odoratum
Lineage: Eukaryota; Fungi; Ascomycota; Eurotiomycetes; Eurotiales; Aspergillaceae
Product: tetratricopeptide repeat protein
Exons: 1
Coding region: 1-1713 (570 amino acids)
Cellular component (GO): intracellular anatomical structure
Molecular function (GO): protein binding
Source: RefSeq, a predicted model, not a curated record
AUGACAAUAAUAUCGCAGCCCAAAAGGAGCGACUACCCGUAUGAUUUAGGUACCUUUGGACGACUCAUCACCACCACCAGUGCCGAAGCCCAGAUCUGGUUCAAUCGUGGUCUCACCUGGGUAUAUUCCUUCAAUCACGAUGAGGGGGCUAAAUGCUUUGAGCAAGCCAUUGCCCACGAUGAAUCCUGUGCCAUUGCAUAUUGGGGUCUCGCUUAUGCCCUCGGCCCAAAUUACAAUAAGUCUUGGGUGGUUUUCGGCGACGGUCUGAAGAAAACUAUACAGCGCACGUACCAAGCUUGUCAGAAAGCAAAGGAACUUGCUCCUAGUGCAACUCCCUUGGAACAAGCAUUGAUUUCUGCCAUCCAAGCUCGCUUCCAGAGCGACCAGCCAGCGGAUCUUGCUCAGUACACCGCUCAAGAUCGUGCCUAUGCUGACGCAAUGGAGGGGGCAUAUGACGCUUUUGGCGAUGAUCUUGAUGUAGCAGUUUUGUACGCCGACUCUAUGAUGAGUUUGACUCCCUGGAAGCUGUGGAAUUUGGAGACCGGGCAGCCGAACCCGGGUACACGUACCUUGGAUGCAAAGAAAGUGCUAGAGAAGGCACUUCAACACAAGGAUGCGUACCAACACCCGGGCUUGCUGCACUUGUACAUUCAUCUUAUCGAGAUGUCCCCCACACCAGAGCUGGGCCUAGUUCCGGCUGAUUAUCUACGCGAGCUCGUCCCAGAUGCCGGUCAUGUGAACCACAUGCCCUCGCACUUGGAUACCCUGGUCGGAGAUUAUCGGGCUGCUAUACGCGCCAAUCAGCGCGCCACCAUUUCUGAUGAGAAGUUCGUCCGUCUGGAGGGUGUGAUGAACUUCUAUUCCAACUAUCGCAUGCACAAUUAUCAUACCCUUAUCUAUUCGGCGAUGUUCGCAGGUCAGAAGCAUGUUGCCCUCGAUGCUGUAGAGCGCAUGGAAGCAACUCUCCCAAAAGAGCUUCUCGUUCAAAUGGCAGAUUGGAUUGAAGUCUUCCUGACAAUUCGGCCACACGUCAUGAUUCGCUUCGGUAUGUGGAAUGAAAUCAUCAGCCUCCAAAUCCCCGAUGAUCCAAAGCUCUACUGUGCCACUAUUGCAGCUAUACUAUACGCGAAAGGUAUCGCGUACGCAGCAACUGGGAACAUUCCGGAAGCUGAGAAACACCGAGAUCUACAUAAUGAAGCAGCCAAACUUGUUCCCGAGUCCCGUCUUGAUUUCCCGAACAAAUGUGUGGAUACCAUUAGUAUCGCGACUGCGAUGUUGGAUGGUGAGAUAGAAUACCGACGUGGAAAUCAUACCAAGGCAUUCGAACACCUCCGUCACUCCAUCGAAUUGGAUGAUGGUCUGGGAUACAAGGAGCCGUGGAGCUGGAUGCAACCUGCUCGCCAUGCGUAUGCUGCCCUUUUAUUGGAGCAAGAUCAUGUUGAAGAUGCAGCGACUGCGUAUCGAUGUGACCUGGGGCUCGAUGACUCUGUGAUUCGGGCACGUCAACACCCAAAUAAUGUUUGGGCUUUGCAGGGGUAUCACGAGUGCUUGCUUCGAUUGGGCCGCACUGCAGAGGCCAGAGUGAUUGAGCCGCAGCUUAAGAUUGCUUUGGCGGUGGCGGAUAUUCCUAUCAAGUCCUCGUGUUUCUGUCGAACUGACAUUUCACCGGCAUCGGGUGUAGGAAAAACUUGCUCUGGUAAUAGUUGCCUUUGA